This is a messenger RNA of Radiomyces spectabilis, 1014 nucleotides long. RefSeq lists its product as uncharacterized. The transcript has 5 exons. NCBI's taxonomy places the organism in Eukaryota, Fungi, Mucoromycota, Mucoromycetes, Mucorales, Radiomycetaceae. Gene Ontology annotation, cellular component: tRNA-intron endonuclease complex. Bases 1 to 1014 code for a protein of 337 amino acids. The record is from RefSeq and is a predicted model, not a curated record. Gene Ontology annotation, biological process: tRNA-type intron splice site recognition and cleavage.
AUGGACGCUUCCGACGACGAUGAGCCAAUUGACUUUUCGCAACUUACAAAACGCGCUCCAAGACGUAGCACCAAACAUGUCAACGUCGCUGACCAAGAUCCGGGCACAAACGCCGUUGAGCAAUCGCGUGCUGCCUUGAUGGAAGUGAUCAGUGAAACGAAACGCGUCAAUCCUCGAACUACAAGCAGGGCGCAAUUCGAUCGUGACACUGGGUUAACUACCGUGAUUCAAAGUAAAGGCACGCACCUGCAUACCGUAGGACACACCUCCAAAGGUCAAUUACGACUGUGGCCCGAAGAAGCGGCUUGGUUGAUUAGCCGCCACGCUCUCAUUGUGACCGACACCAAUGAUCAGGCCUGCUCGUUCGAAGACUAUUGUCAGCUUAUGUUCAGCACCGUAGACGGCUGGCUGAGCUAUGAAAAAUACCAAGUAUAUGCCUAUUUGAAACGAUUAGGUUACAUUGUUCAGAGGACACGCGCCUACGAGGAGUCCUUUGUUCAACAAGAGCUUCCUAUCCCAUGGCAUCGUCGGAUAUGUCAUUUGGUCCAUCGCUUGUAUGCAUGGUUCUCUCGUUGUCUUAUCUGCUGUUGGCCUUUUCCGACCAUGCCAUUGGUGGUAGACAAGCAAUGCACCAAUUAUCGGCAAGUUUACUCGACACUACGCGUUAUCCCAUCGACUCCGUGGUAUAAACCAUUUGCGCCUGUCAACCAGUAUCAAAUCGCUUGGGACGUCUACAGGCCCAAUCCGCAAUGGAAGAAGCGUGAUCCAGGAAUUCCGGAUUUUCGCGUCGUCGUCGGCAGUUUAUAUGAUCCUGUUCCUUCCUUGGAAACAUACCAGCAAUUGAUGCACCACCUUACGCAACUGCCUAUGCCAAAAUCGUCGUUCCGCAUCGCCAACACUCAAUCAUCGGAACACGCCCCUUCGUUUUUAAUGGCUCUUGUAGGUGAUACAGAGGGAAUCACCUUUCUACGCUUCACAGGCGACGGUGUAGCCGACAUUGCUGCCGACAUCUAA